This is a messenger RNA of Sipha flava (yellow sugarcane aphid), 1202 nucleotides long. RefSeq names its product putative GPI-anchor transamidase (gene PIG-K). Gene Ontology annotation, biological process: attachment of GPI anchor to protein; protein localization to cell surface; proteolysis. The coding region runs from base 181 to 1104 and encodes 307 amino acids. Lineage: Eukaryota; Metazoa; Arthropoda; Insecta; Hemiptera; Aphididae. The record is from RefSeq and is a predicted model, not a curated record. The transcript is spliced from 7 exons. Gene Ontology annotation, cellular component: GPI-anchor transamidase complex. Gene Ontology annotation, molecular function: GPI-anchor transamidase activity.
AUAUCUAUAAUCAUGAUACUUAUAAGGUCUAUCCCGAUAUCAAUGUUUAUCGGAUAACCGGCACAUUGAUAACAGUUUUAAUAAUUUGGGGCUACAUUAAAAUCUGUAUGGUAAACAACAAAUUUUUAAUUUAUUGACUCGCUUGACACUGGAGUUUGUUUUGUUUAAUAAAUAUUCACUAUGAAGCCAUGUUUAUUAUUGACGUUGACGUGUUUGCACUUUUCGAAUGUCUUCGUAUGUCAGGCAAAUCAUUCAAACAAUUGGGCAGUUUUGGUAGAUACAUCGAGAUUCUGGUUUAAUUAUAGGCAUGUAGCAAAUGUUCUAUCUAUUUACAGAAGCGUCAAAAGACUUGGAAUACCUGAUAGUCAAAUAAUAUUGAUGGUAGCUGAUGAUAUGGCCUGUAAUCCUCGUAAUCCUAGUCCUGCAACAGUUUACAAUAAUGCUGAUCAACAGCUCAAUGUAUAUGGUGACGAUGUCGAAGUUGAUUUUAGAGGCUAUGAAGUAACAGUGGAAAAUUUUGUAAGGUUAUUGACUGGUCGGUUGCCUCCUGAUACACCUCGUUCCAAACAGUUGCUUACAGACGAGGGUAGCAAUAUUUUGAUAUAUCUGACUGGCCAUGGUGGAGAUGGGUUUCUUAAAUUCCAAGAUUCUGAAGAAGUAACUAGUCAAGAGUUGGCCGAUGCACUUGAACAGAUGUGGCAGAAAAGAAGAUACCAUGAAAUAUUUUUCAUGAUUGAUACUUGUCAAGCUUCUUCUAUGUAUGAAAAAUUUUACUCACCAAAUAUUCUAGCAAUGGCUAGUAGUUUAGUGGGUGAAGAUUCACUUUCGCAUCAUGUGGAUCCAGCAAUUGGUGUGUAUAUAAUAGAUCGUUACACAUUUUAUGCGUUAAAAUUUUUAGAGAAUGUUAAAUUAAAGAGCCGUAUCAGCAUGAAAAAUUUUCUUGGUGUAUGUCCCAAACAAGAUUGUAUUUCAACUGUCGGAGUGAGAACAGACUUGUUUCACAGAGACCCUGCAAAAGUUCCUAUCACUGACUUUUUUGGGUCAGUUCGUCCAGUCGAGUUGACAUUUAACUUUUUAGAUAUUUCAAAUACACCUUUACAGUAGAUAAUUUGUAUAAAAUAUUGUUUUGUAUAAUGUAAUUAAUACUUGUAUAUAACUUCAUGACAUGCAUUAGAUUAUUACUACAUACACAAUCAUAACAA